AUGAACAAAGGAUUGAGUUUGGGAGUGCUCGAGGAAGGGAUCGCUGAGCCGCUCCAGGUCGCUCAAUACGACUUGAACCUCGCCGGUCCAAUCAAGGCAAUCAAAAAGGUUGAACACUUUGAACGGAUCUGGAAUCAGAUGGAAUCACUGAAAUUCGACGACAAACAAGACACUGGACAAGCAAGCGAAACCCAGCCUCCGCCUCCAGUCAAUCCCUCAGCUAUUGAGCCAAAAGAUUUGUGCGCGAUCUGUGAACGCCCAGUCCUUGAUGAAAGUUUCUCCUAUCGAUCAUCCUGCUCGAGCCGUUACCAUCAAUUUUGUUAUCUCACGAUCUUUUACAUCUCCGAUGUUCCAGUUCACCCAAUUCACUCAUAUUGUCUACCACUUCAACUCGAGUUUUUUGAGGAAAACGCCUGGAAUCUCGUGGCCGAAUACAAGAAAGGGAUCAUAGAUGUAAGCGAAUGGAAAGUCAAGUCACAGACAGAGCCCGAAAUUGUGAUUCCGCCAGAACUCGUUGAUAUGGGGGAAAUAGAGGACGAGGACGAAGACGACUUUGCUAACUCCGAAGGUGAUGAUGGAGAAGCCAACUACCAGCAGGACCCGUGCGCUGUUUGUGGUGGCUCGACCUUGGAGCGCGGAGAUUUCCUCUUGGGAUGCUACGAGUGCCGGAUGAGUCGUUGUCACCACUCGUGCAUGACGGACGCCGAACGGGAAAUCAUCCGAACAACGGGUCGCUGGUGGUGUGAGAAUUGCAAAGAGGAGGGAAAUACUUUUCUCCAUCAUUUUGACUUGUUCCGG
Messenger RNA from Mesorhabditis belari, 798 nucleotides. Lineage: Eukaryota; Metazoa; Nematoda; Chromadorea; Rhabditida; Rhabditidae. The record is from the annotation of a GenBank genome assembly.